Messenger RNA from Colletotrichum abscissum, 456 nucleotides. RefSeq lists its product as uncharacterized. The record is from RefSeq and is a predicted model, not a curated record. Lineage: Eukaryota; Fungi; Ascomycota; Sordariomycetes; Glomerellales; Glomerellaceae. The transcript has a single exon. Bases 1 to 456 code for a protein of 151 amino acids.
AUGACAAGAUCUCAAGCCACGCCAACUCCUAACGUUUCUCCCAGAACAAAGAGUCUGAGUGUUAACAGCUGGAUGCAGCUGGCCUCCUCCCUCCAGCCAAGAAUCCGAACCCGAACCGAGCUGCUCGCGUCGUAUUGCUGCUGCAGAUUCCAGUACCGCUGUGCAGCUGCCAGCACACUGCAGAGCACAGCACAUGCACAGGCAGCUUCCGCUCGGCCUCGCAAGCUGAAGCUGAUCCAUCCAAACCUGCUGGGUGUGCCUGGAAGCAUGUUGUCAUCUCCUCCGGCCGGCACCGCUGUCCGACCCUCGGAGCACACAGGAUCGGCCACGCUGCCAACUCCCCAACAGCCUGCCAAGCUUCAGCGUCAGGCGAUGCAUGAUUCCAAGACCGAGGCAAUAGCCAUCUCCAACCAGACCAGGCUAAGCCGAGCUGACCUUGGACUUUUGUGCUUCUGA